Messenger RNA from Arabis nemorensis, 186 nucleotides. The record is from the annotation of a GenBank genome assembly. Lineage: Eukaryota; Viridiplantae; Streptophyta; Magnoliopsida; Brassicales; Brassicaceae.
AUGCGAGUGUUACAGUGGGUUUGGUGUGUUGUGGAAUUGGUCGUGGCAACAGGGUUUGGUGGCCAAUCGUGGCUUGGUUUGUCUCUAUCUUUGCCUCGGUUUGCUGGUGUGGGUGAGAGAGGUAUUAGAAUUGCUCUGGUUAGGCUCGUCAUUCUGAUGGAAGUUUGUUGUGGAGACAUCUACUAA